ACCGUUCAAAACCAUAAUAGUGGAUAUCGCACACCGGCACGCGCGCACGGCUUUCGCUCUCCGCCGCCGAUCGCGUCGAUUUCGGUUCCCGAUAUCGCGCCGUCGUUUUUCCACCGAUAUAAUAAUCGCCAAUAAUCUCAAUAAUCGUCUACGAUAUAUUAUUUUCUGCGCUCUCGCGGCCGCCGGUAGUCCGAGUAUACGCGACUCCUCGUGUAUCAUAUUCGGGUUUUUCCGAGUUUUUUUUUUUUCCGCUUUUCCGAAACACUUUGUUCCGACCGCGUGGUGUGCGUGUCGUCCGCGACCGAAUUUUCUCUUCUGAUUCGCGUGUACCCGACCGACCGUGUACCCGAACGACCGCGUCUCGGUUGGGUCGUCCUAUAUUUCGUCACGAUAUAUCGUCGACGGCCGACCGUCGCUGUGCUACUUUGAGGGGGGUGCGUGCGAUAAUAUAAUAUUAUAGUCGUAGGACGACCGUCGUCCGCCGACGGGUGUAACGUCGCCCGACGGGACGAUUGCGUUUUGGCCGCGGAGACGGUGGUGGAAUCCUCGCCGCCGGAAGAGGAUUGACCGACGACGACAUUGUUACAAUCAUUAUUAUGCCCACGAGGACUUGAACGGCGAUCGUCAAGAUAUUGUUGGCACGAACCAUCGACAUCGCGCGACGACAACGCAGAAUAUGGGAACAAUAUUUGGUGUACACAACCGUCUUCAUAUCGCAGCAGGAAUGUUGCUAUCUAGCUAUUUAAUCAUAGCUCAAACAUCAUCUCUUCGAAAUGAAAAUACUACCAGUUAUAAUGGUAACACGAUUACAGACGCAGAAGAAGAGACGGAAAAAAUCAGCCCAUUUUGGUCGUUUAAUGACUCCGUCGACUUGACAAAAUAUGAACAGUUUGAUCAUCAACGUUUUAUCGAAACUGUGUUGGAUCCUGAAUUAGUCCAACCAACGACAUCUACUGUGCCAAAAAUAAAGACACCUCCACAUACAAGACGGAGAAAUUCCACUAAAAUCCAACAACCAAUAUCGCCUCCAAUAUUUGAGGGUCCAGCAAUGUCCAACGUCACGGCUAGGUUGGGCGAGAGCACGUUUCUAUACUGCACAGUCCAAAACCUGAAACAGAGACCGGUAUCGUGGGUUCGUCGUCGAGAUUGGCAUAUACUAAGCUCCGGUGUUUUUAUGUAUACAAACGAUGACAGAUUUCAUGUAAUGCAUGCAGACAACGCAGAUAAUUGGGAUUUACAGAUCAAAUAUGUACAAAAGAGAGAUGCUGGUUCAUAUGAAUGCCAGGUGGCGAUGGGAACGGGUAUUGCUUCGCAUUACUAUAACUUGGAUGUGAUCGUACCAACGGCUCGAAUUCUAGGAAGAGAAGAGUACCAUAUUGGCAAAGGAAGCACAAUAAAUCUAAUUUGUGUCAUUGAAAAUGGAUCAUCGUCAACAAGAAAUGUUGUCUGGGUUCAUAAUGGAAUUCCUAUAUAUAAUAUUCAAAAUAACAAGAAAGAUGAUCCAGGUCCAAUAACGGUAACUACUGAAGUCAUACAACCUGACAAUACCAUUCAGAGUAGGUUAUUUAUCCGAGGGGCAUCUCCGUCAGCUUUGGGAAAUUAUACAUGCACAGCGCCAUACACCGAACCUGACACGGUCAAUGUUUACGUGAGCGAAGAAGGAGACAAUAUUGCUGCAAUUCAAAGACACGGAACAUCAUCGAGUGCAUCUUGUGUUUGGACAAUAAACACCGCAUUCCCAAUGAUAGUUGUAUUACAGAGGAUUAUCAAAUUUGUUUGAACUGAAUAGUUUUGUACAUAAUCAUACUAAUAUGAUAUGGGACAACAUCAUUUAUAAAAUAGCUGCGAAGUCAUACAAUAAUGAUGAAUUGUUUAUCAUUACUUUUUUGCUGAAUUACAGUUUUUGAGUUAUCAUGAAUAUAUCUAUAUAAACAUAAGUGUUAAUUAAAUCUUCAUACAGUACAUUUCAGGAUUCACAUUUUUUUCCAUAUGAAUGUAAAUUAUAAUAAUUUUUCGGUUUAAAAUGAAGUAUUUACUAAAUUCAAUGUUGUAGUUUACCAGAUAAAUAAGAAUGUAAAAGAAAAGGAUAAACAUGGUUCCGAAUGAAAUUAGAAUUUCUUUAAUAUAAAUUAUCUUUCUAUAAUACUAAGAAUUUUGUUAUCCCAUUCACCUUACAAAACUGUAAUUGUGUUUUAAUUAAACAAAGCUAAAUAUUGUGAUUCCUAAAAUAAUUUGUUUUUUUUCUUUAUAUAUAUAUUAAUCAUUAUUUUAUAAUUUACGUUGAAAUUAAAUAUUUUUAAAAAUUGUACCAAUUUUUUUUUGUUAUUAUUACCAUACAAUUGUUUUAAAUAUGUAUUAUUAUAAUUUAAAAAAUUUUACGAUAGUUAUAGUUAACUAAAAAUAUUUUAUCGAAAAUCGUUAAUGUUAUUGUUUGAACCAUGUUAUUUACCAAUUGUAUUGUUACGAGAAAAAAUCACCAUUAUCUUCUUAUGUUCUAGAAAAAAACACAGAGAAAUAGGUGAAGAAAAUACGCGUAUGGUUUUACGUCCAAAUGUAUCUAUGAAUGAACACAGUAUAUUUACAAACAGUUCUUUUUAUAUUUUCCCGGACAAAGUGCCAUACUUUUAUUUUCCCAUGUAUCUUUCUUAUAAUUUAAUGUAUAUAAUAAUAUAAUAUAAUUGAUAUGUUUUAUUUAUUAAUUACAAUGUUAAUCAGUGUGACUCCUAUGACACGAAGCCGGCCACUCGAUUAAUGUCCAGUAUUGUAAAUAAUUAGUUUUGAAAAUAUAAAAGUUGUAUUGGAAUAUUAUAAUAUAAUGUUGAACAGAUGAUGAAACCAUGUGGUGUAUAUAAUUAUUAUAUUUCAUUGCGUUAUUUCAGAUUUUGGGACGUGACGACAGCAUGUAUUAUAUAGUUA
Metopolophium dirhodum (rose-grain aphid) is the source of this 2916-nucleotide messenger RNA. RefSeq lists its product as uncharacterized. The coding region runs from base 677 to 1780 and encodes 367 amino acids. The record is from RefSeq and is a predicted model, not a curated record. Gene Ontology annotation, biological process: synapse organization. The transcript has 9 exons. Gene Ontology annotation, cellular component: neuron projection membrane. Lineage: Eukaryota; Metazoa; Arthropoda; Insecta; Hemiptera; Aphididae.